Pochonia chlamydosporia 170 is the source of this 510-nucleotide messenger RNA. RefSeq lists its product as hypothetical. Bases 1 to 510 code for a protein of 169 amino acids. The transcript has a single exon. NCBI's taxonomy places the organism in Eukaryota, Fungi, Ascomycota, Sordariomycetes, Hypocreales, Clavicipitaceae. The record is from RefSeq and is a predicted model, not a curated record.
AUGCCAUCGAUUGACGGCAUGCUCCAGUGCUAUUUCUGCCCCUGGGCCAUGGCCGCCAUUGUAUCCAACUCCAUCGAAACCAUCCAAUCGCUCUGUCAACCGUCGACGACUCCAUCUGCUGCCGCCCACAAGGCAGAUCCUGGUGGAACCGUUCGACCUGGGACCUGUCUUCAGACCCAAGGGACCAGCCCCCAUCAACCACAACCCCUCCAAAAUGUUGCUAUUCCAGCGCUUCAAUGGGACACCAAAAGCUUCUGGAUGCCCCAUAGAAGCUUUUCUGGCCCCCGAAUAUACCAAGGUUGGUGGAGUCUUCCCGUGAGGCCACAGAAAUUGGAGAAACGGGCUGGAUUUGGGGCACCUGGGAUCCCUUCUAGCCCUGCUACAGCGUACCAGACAGCAAUGGAGGAUCAAGUGUUGGUCCAGGUUGCCAGUGAUGGCACUGGACGGGGCCCUGGGGCAAUUGCGGCUCUUGGAAGCCCAGUGCUCCAUUCCAUGCCCAUCAUAGGUUGA